Nothobranchius furzeri (turquoise killifish) is the source of this 1998-nucleotide messenger RNA. Lineage: Eukaryota; Metazoa; Chordata; Actinopteri; Cyprinodontiformes; Nothobranchiidae. The record is from RefSeq and is a predicted model, not a curated record.
CAAUAGCCUUGAGGGGGAGGAAGGAGAAAGAAGGAGGAAAAGCCACUUUUGUGUAAAGUGAAAGGCAGUGAUGUCACCUGUAAGUAUGCUGCUGUGUGACAGAGUGGGGAAUUCUCAGUAACUCCUCCUUUACACAAACAGAUCAUAUUUAAGGCAAACCUUCGUCCCUCCUUCAGCACAACUCAGCUUUCCAUCAGUCUGAACAACUUCAACAGAAACACCAUGGCAGCCUCAAACGGUUUUCCUGCCAGUUUCUAUGGAGAACCAGGAGUGUUAGGAAUGUUAUCCAAUGGGAUCAGUGCAUUCCUUGUACUUCUACAGAACUUCAGCACAGCUCACACUGGCAUUAAACCAGUUGGAGUGGAGAACAUACUUGCAGGUGUUCAUCUCAUCCUGAUUGGUGGUUUGUGCCAGCUGGUGGCUGGACUGCUCUCCUUUAGAAAGUACGAUCACCUGAGUGGCACUGCCUUCAUCGGCUACGCUGCCCUUUGGGGUAGCUAUGGGGCGACCAGAAUCUACUAUGGUGCUUUAUUUAACAAUCAGACUAUACCAUCAGUGUCAGAGCACAUGUUCAAUGGUUCAACCACCAACAUGAUGGUCAACACUUCUCUUCAAAACUCAACACAGUGCCACUUAUGUGUGUCCAUAGAAGAGUCAGCCAUUGCUGGUCUGAUCCCUUAUAUCCUUCUGUCCUUUAUCCUGGCAUUUUGCUCUGCCACGGUCAACUACAUCAUGCCUUUUGUUUUUGGAGCCAUCACGGCCACUUUGAUCUUUGAAGCAGCAGCUCUGGUGACAGGCCCUUGGGCUCUGGUGGUCUCUGGGGUUCUGGAGCUGCUCAUUUUGAUCUUUGCCAUCUAUGGUUCAGCUGCUCUACUCAUCAAAGGGCUGACUCAACGUCUGGUUCUUAAAGGCUUUGGGACCCCCCUCUUUAAUGUUCUCCUGCUAGGAACCACCAACUCAACAGGUGCUCAGAAACCUGGUCAAGAGAAGAAGAAGAACACAAAAUAUGCAGAGCCCAUGGCCUUGGGAUUCUUCUGUGACUCUAUUGCUCCCUUCAUCGUUGCCUUCUACAGCUUUGGGUACAUGAAAUCGUUUGGUUUAGGAAUUGCAUGGGUAUCAAUCAUCUCAGUCGCCCAGCUGUUCUCCAGCUACUACGCUCAUUUGCGCCAGGAUAGCUACCACACUACAAAAUUUGGGAUUCAUGCCAUGUAUUGGCUGAUCAAGGCUUGGGAUGAGUUUGUGGCAUCUGCCCUGAUUGUGGAGCACAGUCAAGUUGUUGCUGGUAGGGAAGCCAUGGUGGGAGACUGGUUCUUUGUGGUGGCUGGCUUGGUGCUCUGUGUGGGAAGCCUGAACAUGGACACUCUGGAGCUGAUCCACAACUUGCUCUUUGUUCUGCUCACAGUCUCAACAAUCCCCCAGAUCCCCCUGCAGGGUUACUACAUCUUCUUUGGUGUAGCCUGCUCUCUCUUCACUGCAGUCUCAGUCUACGGUACCUUCUCACGCCUCAUAAACACCAUCGCAGAGAAGUCUCUAAUCCCUGUGGGACCACAGCCGGUCUCCUCCGAGCAGCUGAAGAGAGCUCUGAUGUGUAGAAGAUCUCAACAGGGAGAACAAAAAGAGCUGCCCAACAGUGACCAGGCCUCAGAUGCUCUGUUUUAUCUCACCAACGGGGUUUCAGCACUUUCAGCUCUUCAUUCAGAAGUGUCAAGUGGGAACCCUUCAUUCCUUCAUCUGACUGUCCCCUGGGUCCUCAUCUCUGGAGGCAUCAUUCAGACCUAUGUCAGCAGGCUACAAGUCACCGGAGAGGGCCGGUUUGGAUCAGUCAUCUCAUCCAUCUACGUGGUUGUAUGGGCAACUUGGACGUGGUUUCGAUUUGCAGGUUUUCAGCUUCAGCUCCCCGUCCUGGCAGCCUAUGGAUUCACAGCUGGAGGCGUUGCUUUACUGGUCAUUAAUGCCUUCCUCAUGCUGAUUGGUAAGGUCUAGUAUCUGCUUUCAGCG